Molecule: messenger RNA, 2526 nt
Organism: Frankliniella occidentalis (western flower thrips)
Lineage: Eukaryota; Metazoa; Arthropoda; Insecta; Thysanoptera; Thripidae
Gene: Lis-1
Product: lissencephaly-1 homolog
Exons: 8
Coding region: 395-1630 (411 amino acids)
Biological process (GO): brain morphogenesis; establishment of mitotic spindle orientation; vesicle transport along microtubule
Cellular component (GO): neuron projection; kinetochore; nuclear envelope
Molecular function (GO): microtubule plus-end binding; dynein complex binding
Source: RefSeq, a predicted model, not a curated record
GCGCCCCGCAUCGCUUCGCUCUCGCCGCUUCAAAACUCGCGCCGCCGCCGCCGCCGUCUCCGCCCGUGUUGUUGUGCACCGCGUAAUUAAGUGAUUGUGCGCUUGUGUGACGGUGUGUGUGUGUGACGGUGCGUCUGUGCGGAGCCCUCCCGGUCCUCCCCGCUGUGUCAUUGUACGCAAAUGAGCCGCUGCGACCGGGCGGGGUCCUGUCCUCUGCUCCGUCCGACAGUCUCUGCUGUGCGCGAGUCGGACGCCGGCGCCGAGGGCUCGUCGUCGUCGCCGCUGAGGACGGCGAAGACGCCCUUCUUGUGGGAGUGCAGCGUCAGCAGCCCAUGAGCCCCCGGGCGUGCUGACCGGCUGCGGCUGCGUCCUCCCACUCGCUGCCGCUCCCACAAUGAAAAUGGUGUUGUCACAACGUCAGCGCGAGGAGCUAAACAAGGCAGUGGCUGACUAUUUGAGCAGCAAUGGCUACAUGGAGGCUCUUGAGGCCUUCAAACGCGAUGCCGACAUGCCUGGAGAAGUGGAACGAAAGUAUGGGGGACUCCUGGAGAAGAAGUGGACCUCCGUCAUUCGGCUCCAGAAGAAAGUCAUGGAGCUGGAGUCCAAACUUUCGGAGGCCGAGAAGGAGUUCAUAGAGGGGGCUCCGACUAGAGGGAAGCGUUCACCUGCCGAAUGGAUACCUCGCCCUCCAGAGAAGCACUGUCUAACCGGCCACAGGGCCCCUGUUACCAAGGUCAUUUUUCAUCCGGUGUUUAGCCUCAUGGUCUCAGCCAGUGAAGAUGCCACCCUCAAAGUGUGGGACUUUGAAACCGGAGAGUACGAGCGCACCCUCAAAGGACACACAGACUCUGUUCAGGACAUUGCGUUCGACCAAACGGGCAAGCUCCUGGUGUCCUGCAGUGCAGACAUGUCUAUCAAAUUGUGGGACUUCCAGCAAUCGUAUGCCUGCCUCAAGACGAUGCAUGGCCACGACCAUAACGUGUCCAGUGUCACCUUCAUGCCUGGCGGCGAUUUUAUAGUGUCAUCAUCAAGAGACAAGACCAUCAAAAUGUGGGAGGUGGCAAAUGGGUAUUGUGUGAAGACUUUCACUGGUCACAGGGAGUGGGUGCGACUUGUGCGAGUUUAUCAGGAUGGCUCUCUAAUAGCCUCUUGUUCAAAUGACCAGACUGUCAGAGUUUGGGCUGUGUCGACCAAGGAAUGUAAAGUUGAAUUGAGAGACCAUGACCAUGUAGUUGAAUGCAUUGCCUGGGCCCCAGAAUCUUCUCAUUCAGCAAUCAAUGAGGCUGCUGGUGCAGAUAACAAGAAAGGGGCCUAUCAAGGUCCAUUCCUGGCUUCUGGAUCACGUGAUAAAACAAUCAAGCUGUGGGAUGUGAGCACUGGUGUUUGCCUUGUUACACUCCUCGGUCAUGAUAACUGGGUACGAGGUGUAGUUUUUCAUCCAGGAGGCAAGUUUCUUAUAAGUGCCUCAGAUGACAAGACUUUAAGAGUGUGGGAUCUCCGCAACAAGCGUUGUUCGAAGAAGCUUGAUGCUCACACACAUUUCUGCACAUCUGUUGAUUUCCACAAGACGCACCCUUAUGUGGUGACUGGUAGUGUUGACCAAACAGUAAAAGUGUGGGAGUGCCGCUAAAGUCUAGUUCUGUGCAACACUGCAGGCAUCCAACCAUGUCAAUCUUGUUGUAAUUAUUAUUUACUUAUCAUGCAGUCCAUCUGUGUUUCAACUAAUUUAUACAUCAGAUAUUUUAUAAUAUGUUUACUUUUGUGUCCCUCCCCCUUUCUCCCUGCCUCUGUGCAACAACUGUACUAGUAUGUGUGUGUAAAGUAUGUAUGUAAUGUAUGUAUGAUUAUUUGUGUGAUUGUGAGUGUGUUGCUGUUGCGGCUAGUAGGCUUUGAUGGGCAUGUAGACAGUGAAGAGAACCAGUGACCUUUCUUGUUUUUGCAAAUUGCAUUAUUAUGUACAUAAUAACUUGAAUUUCUAUCCACUUCAAAGUAUUGACUCAAAAUUAUGAUUAAAGAUGCUAUAAAUUUGUGAAAUAAUGAUUAAAAAUUGUGGCUUUGUACAUGGUAUGGAAUGUAAAUGAACUGUGCUUUCUAUUGAAGAAAACACUGGGUUGCAUCAUUUUAUGAAAUGAGGUAACUUUAGAAACAUUGUUGAUAUUGUUUUUAAGUGUAAACAAUGACUUUCAUGCCUCUUUUUUUUUCUGCACUCUUGUGGUAGAAAAUGUAGAUCAAGGUUGUAAAACUCCCUGAGAGUUAUUUGUGCAAUUUAUGCACCUGGUCUCCAAGCAGGACAAGUUUUGUUCUGCUCUGAGAUGAUGUGCAUCACCAAUUUGCUGAUGAUUUCCUAUGCUUUUGCCAACAUUCUUGACCUUCAUUUCCAGCAUAUGCUUUAGGAAAAGUGAUAUUGAGGCUAAUUUAUAUUUAGGCAUACCAAUUUUGUGGCAUAAGUGACAGUGGGGUUGUCCUUAAACAGAUACAUCCAACCCUGAAUGAUAAACUUCUGAAAUAAACUCAAAAACAAAAGCA